Messenger RNA from Aspergillus niger, 501 nucleotides. RefSeq lists its product as uncharacterized. Gene Ontology annotation, cellular component: endoplasmic reticulum; cytosol. The transcript has 2 exons. NCBI's taxonomy places the organism in Eukaryota, Fungi, Ascomycota, Eurotiomycetes, Eurotiales, Aspergillaceae. The record is from RefSeq and is a predicted model, not a curated record. Bases 1 to 501 code for a protein of 166 amino acids.
AUGUCCUCCGUCGCCCAGAAACGCCUCUUCCACGAAUACAAAAACCUCUCCACCAACCCCCCCGAGGGCAUCACCGCCGGCCCCGUCACCGAAGAUGACAUGUUCCACUGGGAAGCACUAAUCCAGGGGCCUGAAGGUACGCCCUUCGAGGGCGGCGUGUUCGCGGCCGAGUUGAAGUUCCCUAAAGAUUAUCCGCUUAGUCCGCCUACAAUGAAGUUUGUGGGUGGUGGGGUUUGGCAUCCUAAUGUAUACCCCAACGGAACCGUGUGUAUUUCCAUCCUCCACCCCCCCGGUGACGACCCCAACCAUUACGAACAUGCUUCGGAGCGGUGGUCGCCGAUCCAGAGCGUGGAGAAGAUUCUUAUCUCCGUUAUGAGUAUGUUGGCGGAGCCGAAUGAUGAGUCUCCGGCGAAUGUGGAGGCUGCGAAGAUGUGGAGGGAGCGGAGGGGGGAGUAUGAGCGGAAGGUGAGGGAUGAGGUUAGGAAGGGAUUGGGGCUGUGA